AUGUCAUCCUCCUCCUCAUCUAGCGCAUUACCGUCGUCCUAUUCUUCCUUGAAAGGCAAGGUUGCCAUUAUCACUGGUAGUACCCAAGGACUUGGCGAAGCGACGGCACACUUGUUUCAAGAACGUGGGAUUCGAGGACUGAUAUUGACGGGACGGAAUGUGGAACGAGGUGAAGCGGUCGCCAAGAAGAUCAAUGACAAGCAUCAGGCAGAAAAUACAGAGGCGACGGGAAAAGAUCGAGCGGUGGCGUACUUUGUCCAAGCCGAUUUGAGAAAGAUGGACGAAAUUUCCAAACUCACCCAAGCGGCCGACGAUCACUUUGGGACCCUACAUAUUUUGGUCAAUGCGGCCGCUUACACGGGUCGUGGAAGUAUUUGGGACACGACCCCCGACUUGAUGGAUGACAUGAUGGCGAUUAACCUCAAGGCACCCUUUUUCCUCAUGCAACGGGCCAUUCAAAUCAUGGAACGCGACCAAAUACAAGGCUCCAUUGUCAAUAUAUCCAGUACCGCAUCCUAUGGAAGUUUGCCCAUGUUGGCACCCUACAGUAUUUCCAAGGGUGCCUUGAAUGUAGCGACCAAGAAUGUAGCCUAUGCCGUCAUGAGAAGUCGGAUCAAGGUCAAUGCUUUGUGCAUUGGAUGGAUGGAUACACCAGGAGAAGAUGAUGUCCAAAAGGCAGUUCAUGGCAAAUCAGAUGGGUGGCUACAAGAGGCGGAAGCCCAACAGCCAUUUGGAAGAUUGCUCAAGGUACAAGAAGUGGCCCGAUGCAUUGCCUAUUGUGCAUCUGAAGAAUCUGGAAUGAUGACGGGAUGUUUGAUUGAUUUUGACCAAUCGGUGUUUGGUGGAGGACCAGCACCAUGUCCUCCUCCACAACAAGAAUGGGAUCAAGCCAAGGGAGUCAAAUAUUCGUUUGAUGAUACUAGCCACUGGUGGUAG
Molecule: messenger RNA, 936 nt
Organism: Cylindrotheca closterium
Lineage: Eukaryota; Bacillariophyta; Bacillariophyceae; Bacillariales; Bacillariaceae
Source: the annotation of a GenBank genome assembly